ACUUUGCCAGUGAUCGGUGUACGAUGGAAGACGAUGAAAACCUCGGACGACACUCUGAAUUCUUCCGUGCAUGGCCUUCUGCCCGCACGCCGAGCAUUGGCAGGUUGGGUGCGUUCCCCACUCGGUACUGCGAGCGUCACUCAUGGAGUAAUGUACCUCGCGUCUCCCGCCUGCUGCUUCCGCCGUGGGAAUGCACCAUCAAAAUAGUCCGUCAAGCCAUCAAACCAAAACAAGAAACAGCAAGCCCUCUUCUACCCAGCAAUACAGUACGCAUAAAGGUUCGAUCCCUCUUCCAUCCAUAAAAGGAAAGGAAGGAUCUUGGGGAGUCGAGGCUCACCAAGCCUACAAACCUACUCAACAAACCCCCAAACCGCGCUCAACAAGCCCUCAAACCUCGAUCAGCAAAUCCACUUCCACUCGCCGAACAAGGCCACCUCGACUCGAAACCAUCUCACCUGGCUCCGGCCGCUCUAAAACAACCCCCCAGCUCCGGUCGCGCUACACCUCUCUAAUGGCCCCUACAAAACACCCAUCCGACUCUAGCCACGCAAAUCUCCCCCUUGAAAACAUCCAAUCGGCUCCGGCCACUCCGUCCUCAACAAUCCCCACCAAUUCGACAAUCCCCACCAAUUCAACAAUUCUCCACAAUUCGCACCGACAUGAAGCUAGAACACCCCUCUUCGAUUCGAUUGAAGAAAGGAAAUCUCCAAGUAACUACGAACACGAAGAAUUAUGGGGUAUGGGAGCGCUUCAUAUCGUUGCACACUGGUCGAUCAAGACCCUCCUUCAAAUCAAGAUCCUACCGCAAGUCAAGACCCUAACUCAACGUGGAUUGUCAAAGAACGCUCUGUGAUGCAAUCUCCGGAUUGCUUUAAUUCCUUCUGACGCAGUCUUCCGAUUGCUUUGUUGCCCUGCCUGAUGCAAUCUCCCGGAUUGCCGCUUUCUCGCCAACGACACACCGGUCGGGUCAUCAGCGCUCCUUUUCGCCAUCGAAUCAGUUUGGGCUGUGACUGCAUUCGGGCCAGUUUGGCC
Molecule: messenger RNA, 1032 nt
Organism: Fimicolochytrium jonesii
Lineage: Eukaryota; Fungi; Chytridiomycota; Chytridiomycetes; Spizellomycetales; Powellomycetaceae
Exons: 2
Coding region: 191-853 (220 amino acids)
Source: RefSeq, a predicted model, not a curated record